Coffea arabica (coffee) is the source of this 861-nucleotide messenger RNA. RefSeq lists its product as uncharacterized. Lineage: Eukaryota; Viridiplantae; Streptophyta; Magnoliopsida; Gentianales; Rubiaceae. The record is from RefSeq and is a predicted model, not a curated record.
AUGGAGACUCAAAUGAGCCAAAUGGCAAUUGCCAUUAAUCGCCUGGAGUCCCACAUUUAUAGCAAAUUGUCAUCACAACCCGAGGUAAAUCCCAAGAAUGUAAGUGCUAUGACACUGAGGAGUGGCAAGAAAGUGGAGGGACCUAAAGAAAGUUCGAAAAGUAAAAGUGAGGAGGAGAUAGAAAAGGAGAUUGAAGAGAAAGGAUGCAUUCGCGAGAACCCUAAGGUAACAUUCACUCCUCCACCCCCUAUUAAAUCUAAUUUACCUCCUUUUUUUUGCAGGUUGGAAAAGACAAAGAAAGUAGAGAAGGAAAAAGAACUUUUGGAUGUGUUCCGAAAAGUGGAGAUCAACAUCCCCUUAUUGGAUGCAAUCAAUCAGAUACCAAAGUACGCCAAAUUUUUGAAAGAUUUGUGCACCCACAAAAGGAAGUUACGGGAUGAUGAAAGAGUGGCGGUGGGAGAAAAUGUGUCAACUAUACUCCAAAGGAAACUCCCACCAAAGUGUGGGGAUCCAAGUAUGUUCACAAUUCCUUAUAAAAUAGGAGGUACCCCAAUUAGGAAAGCGAUGUUGGAUUUAGGGGUGUCAAUAAAUGUAAUGCCUAAGACUAUUUAUGGGUCUUUUAAUGUUGGGCCAUUAAAAGGCACGGACAUUAUAAUCCAACUAGCAGACCGUACCAAUGUUUAUCUAGAGGGGUUGGUUGAAAAUGUCUUGGUACAGGUCAACGAGUUAGUUUUUCCCGCAGAUUUUUAUGUCCUAGAUAUGGGGGAUGAAAGGUCAUUAAAUCUAUCGCCUCUUUUGUUAGGUAGACCAUUUUUAAGCAAUGUUAGGACAAAAAUAGAUGUGAAUGAGGGUACUUUGUAA